Molecule: messenger RNA, 2789 nt
Organism: Anarrhichthys ocellatus (wolf-eel)
Lineage: Eukaryota; Metazoa; Chordata; Actinopteri; Perciformes; Anarhichadidae
Gene: agpat4
Product: 1-acylglycerol-3-phosphate O-acyltransferase 4 (lysophosphatidic acid acyltransferase, delta)
Exons: 8
Coding region: 501-1649 (382 amino acids)
Cellular component (GO): endomembrane system; mitochondrial outer membrane
Molecular function (GO): 1-acylglycerol-3-phosphate O-acyltransferase activity
Source: RefSeq, a predicted model, not a curated record
GAAGAUUUUAAAUGUUAUUGGAUGAGAAAUAACAAGAGAGUGCUUCUCCAUGUGUGUGUGUGUGUGUGUGUGUGUGUGUGUUUGAGAUAAUACUUAUAAGAUACGAUAGGCCUGACCUUUCAGAACACAUUGAUCCAACAACACGGAGCAUGUAUAUAAAUUGAUAUUGCCAUGACUUUUAGGAAGUGCUGUAACAUAACAGCAGCUCUGGGUUGGGCUAAGAACAGUUGAUGAUACAGUGCUCCAUAUCCCUGAAAAGGUCACUGAUUUUUUUUGCCCUGAGAUGGGCCGUUUAUGCACAGUCCAGCUCAAAGGCUCCAUUCAGCCGUUGAACCGAGAAAGUCCAGUCAAAGGGAACCUUUAUGUCAGAGUGGGCUGGGUGCUGUGAGAACAGUUGCUGUCACAGCCUGGGACAGAUCUAGCUGAUAUCUCUGUCUGACAGAGCUGGAUGAUGAAAUGAGUCUGAUGUGUCACAAGAAGUGGUUGUAUUUUAAUUCUUGAUGCCGGGUCAUUUUUACAGGACAAUGGGCCUCCUGAAGCUGCUGAAAUCCCAGUUAUUGUGCCACCUGAUCAUCUGCUAUGUGUUCCUGGUCAGUGGCCUCAUUGUCAACCUGUUGCAGAUCUGCACUUCACCUCUGUGGCUGGUCAGUAAGCAGCUGGCACGCAGGGUCAACAUCAGACUGGGUUACUGCAUCAGCAGCCAGAUGGUAGCUGCCCUGGAUUGGUGGUCUGGGACAGAAUGCACACUCUACACAGACCCGAAGAGUUAUCCACUGUAUGGAAAGGAGAAUGCAAUUGUGGUUCUCAAUCACAGCUAUGAUAUUGACUUCCUGUGUGGCUGGACCUUCUGUGACAGAUUCGGAGUUCUUGGGAGCUCAAAAGUGUUAGCCAAAAAAGAGUUGAGUUAUGUACCUGUUAUUGGCUGGAUGUGGUACUUCCUGGAGAUAGUUUUCUGCAAGAGGAAGUGGGAGGAGGACCGAAGGACGGUGGCUCAGAGCCUUCAGAACUUGCGGGAUUACCCAGAAAACUUCUGGUUCUUGCUUUUCUGUGAAGGAACACGCUUCACACCAAAGAAACACCAGAUCAGCAUGCAUGUGGCUGAGAGCAAAGGUUUACCCAAACUGAAGUAUCAUCUCCUGCCCAGGACCAAAGGAUUCGGGAUAACUGUCCAAAACCUCAGAGGAACCGCUGCAGCUCUUUAUGAUUCCACACUGAACUUCAGAAACAAUGAAGUGCCAACCUUGCUUGGAAUUCUUAAUGGGAAGAAAUAUCACGCAGAUUUAUAUGUGAGGAGAAUCCCUCUGGAGUUGAUCCCAGAAGAUGAGGUAGAGUGUGCAUCUUGGCUCCACAAACUCUACCAGGAAAAGGACAGCUUUCAGGAGCACUACACCCAAACAGGGCGUUUCCCUGGCCCCAUAGUGAGCACUCUACGCCGACCCUGGGCCUUGAUCAACUGGCUGUUCUGGGCCUGCUUGCUCCUCUACCCACUAGGCCUGCUACUCGCUGAACUGAUCAGCUCUGGAUCGGUGAUGACCAUCAUAGCCUCCGUGGCUCUCUGCUCCUCAGCUUCACUGGCAGUUCGCUGGAUGAUUGGCCAGACUGAGAUUGACAGAGGCUCAAACUAUGGGAAUAAUUCCUCUGAACACUAACUAAACACUCCUGUCCUACUAAGAGCUGCUACUUUGCAGUUACUUAUUUGCAAGUUGCAGGCAGCCGAAAGUUUGACAGGUCUGACAGGACCUGCUCUUCAAAGCACAACGCAGACAGCAGUUUCGUCUUAACACAUUAUCCUCAAUUUUGAGUGUAAAUAUUUGAAUACAGUCAAGACAAAAAUCUUUUUCCCUGGUCACUCAAACUGGAAUUAAUAUUCAACCGAGUUUAAAAUGGACUACCACUGCGUAAAGCAUAAAUGGUAUUUUCAUGUUGAAAGAUAAUACACAUUUCACUUGUCUACCCUCCUGUCAUUUUAAGACAUUGGUUAAUGGCCUUCCAUUGUAAAAAGGGGUCAAAUAUUGACCGCUGCUGAUGCAAAGAUUUUCAAAGUUGUAUUCAUCCAUCUGACAUUUGACUCAUCUCUUGGCCUUUAUUAUGUGGGCCAUCUAUGAAUAUUUGUGUGAUUAAAGACAUUUUGUUUGUUUCUGAAAACAUUGGUGCAAUCAAAUCAAUUGUAUACUGGGCAGCGCAACAUUUAGUAAAAUGAAAUAAAUAUGCAAUAAUCCAUUUUACAAGACUUAACCUGCUGUUGAGUGAACACUAUUCAACUGCAUGCUAUUGCAUGUACUCUUACAUUAAAUGACGGUGACAAAAUAAAACUGAAAAUAGAAUCUAUCGGUCCUCAGUGACCAACAAAUUGCCAGGCAGCACAAUUUGGAGGAACAAAUGUCAUUUAAUGCAAAAUUUAAAGAAAUGUUAUCUGGAGGUAUAUGUUUUGAAACAGUAAUGAACACUUUCAAAGAGAAAUAGUUAAGUAAUUUGAUUUAAGAAAAAUAUAACAUUUGGAAUACCUUUAAGUAUGCAUUUCAUUUAAUGGGUGGAAUUACAUUUUUGCUAAAAUGUGAUUACAAAUUGAUAAAUGACCUGUAAAGUUAGCAAACUUUCAUAAUUACUUACCUGCUCAGAUGUCAGAUCAUGAAACUGGACAGUAAGAGUUCCAAUGCAGUGAGGAACGAUUGUUACUGUUGUAUCAAAGUGGAACUACCUUCCUGUGUGGUAGUAGUGUGUAAUACCAAUAAUACAAUUUUUUUUAUGGUGGAAGAACACAAACAAAUUUCAUUAAAAAAACAAAACGA